AUGAUCAAAGCUGUGAGUAGGACCACAUUACAGUCGGUAGUUUCCAAGAUUGUGAAACAUUAUCCAAGCCAGUAUGCGGAUAGUUCGUGGGAUAAUACGGGAUUAUUGAUUGAUUGUUCUGAAGAGGACGGUGAAGCCCACGUGAAAGCGUUACUUACCAUAGAUUUGACGAAAGAAGUCGCGCAGGAAGCAAUUGACAAGCAGUGCAACUUGAUCAUUGCAUAUCAUCCGUUCAUUUUCCCCAAUUUGAAGUCGAUUAGACCAUUGGAAAACACGCAACAGAAUUCUUUAAUCAAGUUGGUCAAGAACAAUGUCAGUGUCUAUUGCCCACACACCGCCGUGGAUGCUGCGAAAGGUGGCGUCAACGACUGGCUAUCUCUGGGUCUGGUCUCGUACCAACCAGACAAAAUUAAAUCCAUUACGUCAAUCGAAAGAUUAUCCAAUCCGAAGUUGCUCGUCGGUACAGACACCAUGGAAGAAGUUGGUUACGGCAGAGUUGUUCAGUUCCACACAGCUUUAUCAUUAUCCGCCAUUAUCAACAGUUUGAAAGCUCUAAUGAACUUACAACAUUUGCAGGUGAGUUCCAAUGUGAGGAACCUCGAUACGUAUAUGGUCUCCGCUGCUGCAGUCUGUGCAGGCAGCGGUGCUGGGGUGUUCAAAGCCCUGUCACCAACGGAUCUCCAAGCCAUUGACCUCAUUUUCACUGGUGAAUUGUCGCAUCACGACGUCCUAAGAUACAAAGAAAUGGGUAAAGCAGUCAUUGUCUGCAACCAUUCAAACUCGGAACGCGGAUACCUCAAGGACGAAAUGCUCCCCAGACUUGCCAACGAGGGCAUCGACUGUACUGUCAGUGACACCGAUAUGGACCCACUGCGUGUUAUCUAA
Messenger RNA from Kazachstania africana CBS 2517, 885 nucleotides. RefSeq lists its product as uncharacterized. Gene Ontology annotation, cellular component: cytoplasm; mitochondrion. The transcript has a single exon. NCBI's taxonomy places the organism in Eukaryota, Fungi, Ascomycota, Saccharomycetes, Saccharomycetales, Saccharomycetaceae. Bases 1 to 885 code for a protein of 294 amino acids. The record is from RefSeq and is a predicted model, not a curated record.